Molecule: messenger RNA, 2195 nt
Organism: Selaginella moellendorffii
Lineage: Eukaryota; Viridiplantae; Streptophyta; Lycopodiopsida; Selaginellales; Selaginellaceae
Exons: 5
Coding region: 1-1791 (596 amino acids)
Source: RefSeq, a predicted model, not a curated record
AUGGAAGCUCUAGCAUUAGCGUUCUCCUGGUUGCGACGCGCUCCAGCACAGGCAAGCACGCAGGCAAGCACACAGGCAACAGGGUUGAAGGCCCUCCUCCUUGAGACUCCUGCCGCAACAGCGAACAAGAAAGCGGAGGAUUUCCCAGCGCAGCUCGAGGCAGUGAUCGCCAGCAGUGACCCAGCAUCAAGUGUUCCCGAGUAUGGUGCACCUGUACUCGAAGAGGAUGACGAGCAUGACUUGCAAGAGGUAACUCCAGAUGUAGCUAAUCUUCUCUUGCAGCCCGUUACUCCAAUCGAGCUGGAGGAUUCGUCCUCGCCAGCACCACCCUCGCAGCUCGAGGCAGUUAUCGCCAGCAGUCACGCGACAGCGUCAAGUGUUCCCGAGUAUGAUCCACCACCAUUACCUGUACUCGAGGAUGACAACCAUGAUUCGCAAGAGCUAAAGGCGGUCAUGGUUGGCGCUGUGGAUUCAGUUCGGUAUACUUCUCUUGGUGGCAAGACGCUUGCGAUUGACGACGACGACGACAACCUGAGCUGGGAGGAUAUCCAGAGCUACUUUCGGACCUGGACAUUCCCGUCGGUGCAGCUACCGUCCAGAGCCGAAAUGCAUCCGGAGGUGGAGGAACUUAAGAAGCUAGUUGGAGAGUGGACUUGGAAGCUACCGACCACUCUUCAGUCGAUAAAAGAAGAAAUGUGGAGUAGGCUUUUGAACGCGGGCUUGGAGGAGGACGAGGUGACGUCCCAGGAAUUAUGGGAAGAACUCAAAAACUUCCUGGGGUGGCAUCGAUUCCCAGUUAUCAGUUCCCGACGGAUGCUUCUGGAAGCAGCGCCAGGUCCUCCUAUCUUCGUCUCCAACGAGAAUGGACCUUCUCUGUUCCGCUUCAUAGCUCCACUGCGACCACAACAAGAUGGAGAACAAGCUUCAGUCUUUUGGCAGAGGUUGAGAGGCGAUGGCACCAGCAGCGUGAGAAAGCACAGGAGGCCUCCAGACAAGAAUAGUGAAGGACAAGAGCUUGUGGCAGCAAUGGCCGAGGAGUCAUCCCACAAGGUGCUAAAGUCUCAUGCAGCAGCAGGAUCUCGAAAGUUGUUGAGGCAAGCUGAUGUUUCAUCGACACCCGCUUCAGUCUUUUGGCGGAGCUUGCGAGGUGAUGGUGUGGGAUUGCACAGGAGGCUUCCAUACAAGAAUAGUGAAGAACUUGCAGCAGCAAUGGCCGAGGAGUCAUCCUACAAGGUGCUAAAGUCCCAUGCAGCGACAGGAUUUCCAUCUCAGAAGUUACUGGCUGGCGGCACUGGUGACACUAAGGAGGCUAGCAGCAAUGCUUCACCACCACCAGCAUCGCCACCAUCUUUUAUGUGGCGGUGGUUCCCUCGAAGCUUGGGCGAGGAUGGUGGGAAGGCCAAGAGGAUCAACACUGAAACGUUUCAAGAAGCUGAAGAGACUCCGAUAUCGAGCUCUCAGAGUUUAGUGUAUGACGUCGGGGUGAGCAGCAGCAGUGCCAGUGCCAGUGAUUUCAUCGAGUUAUUUGAAGGAGAAGGCAUUAGCAGCAGUGAUGCCUUUCUGAACUCGCUGCUCGAAGGCGAAGGUGGCGGCAGCAGCAGCAAUGCGUAUCUUCAGCUGGCUUCCUCCAAUGAUCUCAACUUGCAAGCGACGGCUGUGGCGGCAACCCCGCUGCUUCUUCCAAUCCUUGCCGGGCUGCUGUUUGCGCUGCUCUUCCUCUUCUUCCUCUACGUCCUCUCGGUGAUCAGGAGGAGGUGGGGGAGGAGGAAGAGAGAGCUCCUGCCUCACUGAGUUCCAGCUUUCGAUGCAAAUGCAUCAGGAUGUGCAGUGGACGGGAUCAAGUUGUCGCAGGCAUGGCUAGGUACUUGGAUCAAAACUUGAAGGCGGUGGCUUAACACUCCGUGAUGAUCCCCGUCGGGAGUGAUAGAACUUCGGUGGCAGAUUUUCAUCGGCUGGAGAGAAGGUGGCUCUAACGUCAUCAAGGCAAGAAGUGAGCGGAGAUAUCUUACAAAACAGAGGUUGCUCGGGUCAUACACAACUUUCUACACCAAUUGAUGGUGUAAGUGCAAGCUAGGAAGGAAGAUCAUAUAAGUGUUUGUAGCAUUUAAACUUUGCUGAUUCAGAAAAACAGUUAUUUGUUUUCUUCGAGGCUUGGUGGGAAACAAAAAACGUUGCCAAGACUAGAAGUAACACUA